This is a messenger RNA of Capsaspora owczarzaki ATCC 30864, 1342 nucleotides long. RefSeq lists its product as hypothetical. Gene Ontology annotation, cellular component: perinuclear region of cytoplasm; nucleus; cytosol. NCBI's taxonomy places the organism in Eukaryota, Filasterea, Ministeriida, Capsasporidae. The coding region runs from base 1 to 1176 and encodes 391 amino acids. Gene Ontology annotation, molecular function: GTPase activator activity; small GTPase binding. The transcript is spliced from 13 exons. Gene Ontology annotation, biological process: nucleocytoplasmic transport; activation of GTPase activity. The record is from RefSeq and is a predicted model, not a curated record.
AUGGAUGAUAUGAACGAGCUCCAGCGCGAGCUGUAUGAUAUAGUCAAGAAUGCGACUGAAGAGCUCGAUCUGAGUGAGGAACGGAUUGACGUUGCUGCAGCUCAAGCGAUAGCUGAAGCACUCAAGGUGAACACGACGCUGACUUGGCUCAAGUUGGAAAAAAAUCAGAUUGGAGAUCUUGGAGUGCAAGCCAUUGCUGAGGCGCUCAAGGUGAACACGACGCUGACUUAUCUCGAUCUGGAUAGCAAUCAGAUCGGCGAUGCCGGAGCGAAGGUGCUUGCUGAGGCACUCAAGGGGCACACGACGCUGACUGGCCUCGGCUUGAACACCAGUCAGAUCGGCGAAGUUGGAGCUCAGGCCAUUUGUGAGGCACUCAAGGUGAACUCGACGCUGACUAUGCUCGAUCUGGACGCCAAUCAAAUCGGCGAUGCUGGAGCGCAGGCGAUUGCUCAGGCACUCAAAGUGAAUACGACGCUGACUUGGCUCAAUCUGGACGGCAAUCAGAUUGGCGACGCUGGAGCGCAGGCGAUUGCUCAGGCACUCAAGGUGAACUCAACAUUGAAGAAGCUCUUUCUGGACGCCAAUCAGAUUGGCGAUGCUGGAGCGCAGGCCAUUGGCGAGGCACUCAAAGUGAACAAAAGGCUGAUCGACCUCAGGCUGAGUGAGAAUCACAUUGGCGACGCUGGAGCGAACACGAUUGCUGCAGCACUCAAAGUUAACACGACGUUGACUUGGCUCAAUCUGAGUGAGAAUCAGAUUGGCAAUGUUGGAGCGGAGGCGAUUGCCGAGGCACUCAAAGUGAACACGACGCUGGCUGUGCUAGGUUUGCACACAAAUGAGAUUGGCGAUGACGGAGCUUGCGAGCUUGCUGAUGCACUCGAAGUGAACACGACGAUGACUAAGCUCCAUCUAGACCGUAAUUGCAUGGACUACGGACGUUCCGCGCUUCUAGAUGUACGCGAAGACAACUGCAGGCUGGAGCUUACCUUCGACGACCAGAUAGGCUGUCUUGCAUUCAUCUGGUUGCCACGAAAGGCAACUGCUGAAGACGUCCAGAGCGUGUUUCUACUGCUGACCAGCGGACUGCAGCUGGAGGAUCAAUCCGCAUGUCUACCGGCACUUCCAGCUGAGACUCACCACAAAAACUGCAAGUUGUUUCAAAUAAUUCUUUCUUAAUUCCAACAAUUUGCCAGAAUGAUUGAUCAUACACUACGAGUAUUAUCGAGUUGGAGCGGAGGCAAAAUGACGAGAGAAGCGCUCAAAAUUUAGCUUUGACAAGAAUUGAAUUUUCAAAAUUGUUGGAUUGAACGAAAACUAAAAUACAGUACUAUCGAGAGGCACA